Molecule: messenger RNA, 2112 nt
Organism: Drosophila guanche
Lineage: Eukaryota; Metazoa; Arthropoda; Insecta; Diptera; Drosophilidae
Gene: Ttc30
Product: tetratricopeptide repeat protein 30 homolog
Exons: 5
Coding region: 139-2103 (654 amino acids)
Biological process (GO): intraciliary transport
Cellular component (GO): axonemal microtubule; intraciliary transport particle B
Molecular function (GO): protein binding; intraciliary transport particle B binding
Source: RefSeq, a predicted model, not a curated record
GCUUGCCUCAAGUGCGGCGGGUUGCCAUGACACUCAACCGACAACAAACAGAAGUAGCCAUGGCAACACGCGUCCAAAGACCAAAACAAAAGGUUAGCCGCUGAAAAUUGACAUUAGUUGGCGAAGUCUUGAAGAAAAAUGCUGCAUCAGGGAAUUAUACUGCGCGAGGGACAUGUCACCCGUACCAUUUACAAUCUGAUCAAAGACAAACGCUAUGAGGAUGUGAUUGAGUGUAUAACUAGUAUUGGGGAGGCAGCCAAUACAAGAGCGGGUCUGUCCACCUUGGGGCACUGUUACUAUCACGCCCAGAAGUACGAGGAGGCGGCCAGCUGCUACGAGCAGCUCUGCCAGCUGGUGCCCAAGGAAGCCAAGUACAGAUUCUACUACGCUCAGUCACUCUACCAGGCUGGCAUCUUUGCGGAGGCAUUGAGAGUCCUCAAGCAAAUCAGUGACCAGGAGGAAGAGCUCCGGGAGCACUGCCUGCAGCUGCAGAGCGCCAUUCUGUACUCGAGCGAGGACUAUGCCGGGGCCCAGAGUUUGCUCAAUCAGCGUGCGGGAGGCACUGCGGAUACCCUCAACGAUGAGGGAUGCCUGCUCUAUCAGGCGGAUCAGCACGAAUCGGCAGUUCAGCGAUUCCAGGCCGCACUCCAGGUGGGCGGCUUUAAUCCGCUGGUGGCCUACAAUGUGGCGUUGGCCCACUUUCAGCGCAAGCAGCGGGCCCAGGCACUGGACUACACCUCGGAGAUUGUGGAGCGGGGAAUGCGCAACCAUCCGGAGCUAGGGAUUGGCGCCCAGGUGGACACCGAUGGCAGUGCGCGCAGUGUGGGCAAUCCCAUAACGAUGGCCUUGUCUGGCAUAACCCAAGCUCUCAAUCUGAAGGCGGCACUGGAAUAUCAGGAUGGCAACGAAGAGGCAGCGCGGGACGCCCUGCUAGACCUGCCACCUCGGGCCGAAAGCGAACUUGAUCCAGUAACGCUUCACAAUAUGGCCCUCACCGAUGCCCAGGGCCCUGUGGCGGGUCUCCGGAAGCUGGCCUUCCUCCUCCAGCUGGGAGCUCCCUCCUGUCCCAAGGAGACCUUCGCCAACAUCCUGCUCAUCUGCUGUCGGCACGAGCUCUACGAGACAGCCGCGGAUAUUCUGGCAGAGCACACCGAUCUCACCUACAAGUAUCUGUCGCAGUAUCUGUACGAACUGCUGGAUGCCUUGAUCACAGCCCAGACCAGCGUCGAACUGGCGGAGAAGAAGCUGGGAACACUGGCCUCCAGUCUGGCUGGGAAGCUGCGCAGCCUGGCCGCCAAGGUGCAGGAUGUGCGGGCCACCAAUGAGCAGCAGACCCUGAGGGAUGCACUCAAGGACUACGAACAGGCAUUGGAACUUUAUCUACCGGUGGUCAUGGCACGUGCCUGGAUCUCCUGGCGCGACGAUGACUUCGUUGGAGCGGAACGUGAGUUCCACUCGAGUGCCGAGUUCUGUUCAGAGAAUGCCGUCUGGCGUCUGAAUGCGGGCCAUGUGCUCUUCAUGCAGGGCGACAAAUACAACGAGGCGGCAGCCUUCUACGAACCAAUUGUGCGACAACACUCUGAUGAUAUCAUGUCUGUCUCAGCUGCUGUGCUGGCCAAUCUCUGUGUAUCGUACAUCAUGACCUUUCAGAACGAGGAGGCCGAGGAGCUGAUGCGCAAAGUGGAGAAGGCUGAGGAGCUCAAGGGCAACCUGGGCAAGCAGUACCAUCAUCUGUGCAUUGUCAAUCUGGUUGUGGGCACCCUCUACUGCGCUAAAUCCAACUACGAGUUCGGCCUGACACGGAUUGCCCAUGCCCUGGAGGGUGGUGCUGGGGGCAGACUCUAUGCGGACACCUGGCUCCAUGUGAAACGCUGCAUCCUUGGCCUGCUCACGGGCAUGGCCAAGCAGAACAUUAUCCUGCCCUACACUGCUGUGCAGGAAGUACUCAGCUUCCUCAGAUCCUGUGAGGCUUAUGGCCUGUUUACACCGGCUAAUAUUUUCACGGCCACGGAGCAGGUGCCCGAGGAGCCGCUGACCAUUGGACUGGAGGCCCGGAAAUUGCGUUUGUUGUUGCUCAAACUCAGCGAGUAUGAAAAUUGUUGAAUUUUCACU